AUGGGAACCGUGGACGAGUUCCGUCAGAAGGGUGCCAUUGGUGCCCUGCGGGAUGCAGCUCUGGAUGCCCGAGACAUGGCCACAGAUGCUGGCUCUUGGCUCGUGGGCAACGUGAGAUCUCUUGUGGAUGGGGAUGGCAACGCCACGGCUGUGCUUCGCUACGAUGGAGUGCCUCCACGCGGGGCCACGGCACCUUUGCAAUUCAGCGAUGGUCGCGUGAUGCAGGCCACGGUCUUGCAGGUGGAUGGCGUGUCACAGCCCCCUCGCGCUCAGGUGAAGGUGGAUGGAAUCGAUGAGACCGUGCUGGUCCCAGUGCACCCAACCAGUGAGGCAGCCGAAGGAGCCGAAGGAGCUGCUGAUUCAGCAGAUGCAGGGCUGUUAGCCAGCAUUCGGCAGGAGUUCACCCACACAGUCCAGGAUUUCAGAGAAAAGGGCGCUGUAGGUGCGCUCAAGGAUGCGGCACGCGAUGCGGUCGACAUUGUCGGGAGUACUGCUGGAAAGGCCGUGGAUCUUGUUGGCAGCACAGCCGGGAAGGCAGUGGAUGGAGCCAUCUCUUUAAUAGAUGUGGAACCUAAGCCAGAACAGGCUGGUCAGGCUGGUGAUCAACCAGCGCAGCAAAGAGGCAGCGUUAGGCAGUUGGUUGAUGGUGUGAAGAGCGAGAUCCACAGCACCGUGCAGGAUUUCCGUGAGAAGGGGGCCGUAGCUACUUUCAAAGAUGCCGCCUUGGAUGCUGUUGACCUUGUCGGCAGCACAGCCACGACUGUGGUGAGUGGAGCAAAGGGUGUGGCAGCGCCCUUGCUUGAGGACUUCUGGGCCAAUGACAAGCCCGAACAGCCUGCCGCGGCCCCAACCUCCGGCUCAGCGCCUUCCACAGCUGCCACCCCUGCAGUUGCGCCCGUCGGCGCCAGCGCGGACUCGACCCCGGCCGCAUCAUCCACUGCGCCUGCGCCCACAGCUGCGGCCUCCUCGUCAGGUGGUUAUGCAGCGCCGUCGCCCAGCUCUAGCCCUGCGCCGUCGGGCGGGUACACGCCCACCAAGGGCCCAGAAGCGGAGGGCUCAGAAGACAAGCCUGCCAAGAAGUCUCUGGUGGAGAUGCGACGCAACAUGUUCGAGAAGCCGAAAGCAGAGCAGAAGAAGGAGGAAGAGGAAGAGGUCAUCGACUGA
Molecule: messenger RNA, 1164 nt
Organism: Symbiodinium natans
Lineage: Eukaryota; Dinophyceae; Suessiales; Symbiodiniaceae
Source: the annotation of a GenBank genome assembly